Molecule: messenger RNA, 1215 nt
Organism: Toxoplasma gondii ME49
Lineage: Eukaryota; Apicomplexa; Conoidasida; Eucoccidiorida; Sarcocystidae
Product: kinesin motor domain-containing protein
Exons: 10
Coding region: 1-1215 (404 amino acids)
Biological process (GO): microtubule-based movement
Molecular function (GO): ATP binding; microtubule binding; microtubule motor activity
Source: RefSeq, a predicted model, not a curated record
AUGCCGUGUUCAAAAUGUCACAAGCACAGAGGACAAGCGCGAAGGUUCGUGUGUUUACACGACUCAGACCACUUUUUAGCUCUGAGAAGAAACAUCAAUGACAAAGUUGUGCUCAAUGCGGAUUCAUGCAAUAUUCAGCGACAAGAAGGCCACCUGUGUGGGUGGACAGUAUCGCCGGAGCAAACGCAGAUUUACCCGAUAACCAAUCCCGGGGCGCAGUGCGACCUUGAAGAACAGCUUUUGCCACAUGCCAUUGAUAAGAACGGCCAUUUAGUCUACCAGUUUGACAGAUGCUUUGAUGACACAGCGUCAACGAAGGAGAUUUUCGAGUGGAUUGCGAAGCCUUUGAUUGAGCCCCUUCUCAAUGGAGUAAACGGCAGCAUCCUAACUUAUGGUCAGACGGGCAGUGGCAAGACUCACAGUAUCUUUGGUACCUUCAAGGACGCCGGCUUGAUCGAGCUCGCCGCCAGAGGUUCAAGGACACAAACCCCCAACGCGGGUCGAGAAAUACAUGACCGACCAGGAACAAUAUUUACAGUCAAGGUCUCUUACAUUGAGAUAUAUAUGGAGCGUGUGAACGAUCUUCUCCAAGACGGACAAAGAGGCAACAAAUAUCAAGCGGAAAAUCUGCCGGUCAAGGAGGAUCCCUUCAAAGGCUUCUACGUUCAGGGCAUGCACGAGCAGGAAGUAGAAACGGUGUCGGAUGUGCUUCACACGUUGCAACAAGCUGAUCGGAAGAGGAGGUUUGCGAGGACUGAUUUCAACGCAAUGUCAUCCAGGUCGCAUGUCAUCUUUUCGAUCAUUGUGGAAAGCUUUACCCCAGUAGACACAUCGCUGAAGAAUGCCAGAGGAACCGAGGCAGUUGGAAUAUGGAGAACAGCCAGACUAAGCCUGGUGGAUCUAGCGGGAAGUGAAAGACUGGCAAUCCGCCGGCGCCCCUACACAAGCGCACGACUGAGCUCCCAGCCUGAUCUGCAAGCACGAUCGACUCUGGGGGGAAACGCGAAUGUCGCUCUCCUCGUCACGUUGCAUCCGUCACACAAGUACGCCGAUGUCACCCACAACUCGCUCAAGUUCGCCCAACGCGUCGGCUGCCUGAGAGUUCAUGCUCAGACGAACUGUCACACAACAAAGGAACACUCCGUCAUUCUGCGCCAGAAGAAGAUCAUUGAACAGCUUCGGGCAGAGCUACAAAACUCUCAGAAGCAGGUGUGA